AUGACCAGAGUAUAUCAUCCGCGUGCGCAACAGCCGCCCCAGCGCGGCAGUACGCUUGAUCAGUCGCGAGCCGCCGUCAAGAAGAAGAAGCCGUACAAGAUUCUGCUAGAAGCGGUUACCCAAGAGAAGAAGAAGCUACAUUCCAUUGCCAAGCCGAAGAACAAAACCCACUCCGAUCCCGAGAAGCUAUCCCACCACGUCCACCGAGUCGGACACCACUUUCCUCUCACCAUCAUCGAACUGGCCUGCAACAAGUUCGGAUAUCUCUACGAUGACAGACGCGGCCUGCGGAAGGACAAAGAAGGUGACAGAACCAACUGGAUAGCCCAAGAGUUUGAAGACUACUCUUCGCGGCAAGUACAACGAGGGCAUCCCGCCACUGAGAAGGAGACCAAGGGUUACAUCCACGGCGCCGUUCGCGAGAUGUUUCCCAAGAUACCAGAGGCAGAUCUACAAGCCAUUGUUUCUCAUGCGUUUGAGGAGGGAACUAACCGGGUAGGUAAUGCUAAGGAGCUUUCGUUGGCUCGUAGGGUGCAACUCGCAGUUGUCGCGCAUAUCCGCCACACAUACACAGACUACGAUAAGCUGCUCAAGACUGACGGCUGGUCGGAAGCCCGUGGCCAAGUCGAGAAAGUCUCUCUUGCGAAACUCAAAGAGUGGCGAGAUGAAGACGGAAAGCAAAGCAACGAACUUGAGGAAACCUUCCGUGAAGUCAUUGUUCUUGACGAUGAUGAUGAAGCUAGCAGCGAUGAAGGCUCCAUGGCCACGCCUGAUGAGCGCGAGCAAAGCAUGGAAAUUGUUUCCAGUCGUGCUACUGCGCGCGAUCUACAGCCGGAACUACAUGCUAACUACCCGAGUGGGGAUGUCCGCAACAUGAGACCUUCAUCAAGAAGAACCAUUGUCCUUCCGCGCUAUGCUCCUCCACCGCCACCUGUAUUAUCUGGCACCUCACGUUUCCAGUCACCCAUGCAGCAGCCUUUCCAAUCAGUGCGAACAAGGACAAACGAUCCGUAA
Molecule: messenger RNA, 1014 nt
Organism: Alternaria novae-zelandiae
Lineage: Eukaryota; Fungi; Ascomycota; Dothideomycetes; Pleosporales; Pleosporaceae
Exons: 2
Coding region: 1-1014 (337 amino acids)
Source: RefSeq, a predicted model, not a curated record